AUGGAUGACCUGCUGCUGCUGCUGCUGCUGUGGAGCUCAGGACUCCAGGCUGAAGGAGAACUCACCUCAACAGAGUCUUUCAGGUUGGUGGGAGGAGCCAGUCGCUGUAGAGGAACAUUGGAGGUGAAACAUAAUGGAGAAUGGAGACCAGUGAGUUACUAUUACUUUGACUGGAUCCUGAAGACAGCAGCUGCUGCCUGCAGAGAGUCAGACUGUGGCUCUGCUGUUUCUGUAGAGAGAGAAGAGUCCUCAGACAGAUCUGUGUGGGUGAUCAGCUCUGACUGUGUUGAGUCUGGAUCUGUUCUGAGGGAGUGUGCUGCAUCAGAUUACUCUAACUACUUCCUUCAUCUCACCUGCUCAGACUCUGUCAGGCUGGUGAAUGGGACCAGUCUGUGCUCAGGCAGACUGGAGGUGAAGACUAACCAGUCUAUCCAGCGCUGGUCUUCAGUGUGUGAAGAUGACUUUGACCAGCAGGAUGCAGAGGUGGUCUGUAGGGAGCUUGGCUGUGGGGCUCCUUCAGUCCUCCAGGGGGCGCUCUAUGGAAAAGUGGAGCCUCCAAUGAGGACCAAAGAGUUCCAGUGUGGAGGCCAUGAGUCUGCUCUCCUGGACUGUAGAAGCUCAGGCUCAGAUAGAAACACCUGCUCACCUGGAAAAGCUGUUGGACUCACCUGCUCAGAGCCUGAUGCUGUCAGGUUGGUGGGAGGAGCCAGUCGCUGUGCAGGAACACUGGAGGUGAAACAUAACGGAGAAUGGAGACCAGUGAGAUACCAGUUUGACUCUGGCUGGACCCUGAAGACAGUAGCUGCUGCCUGCAGAGAGUCAGACUGUGGCUCUGCUGUUUCUGUAGAGAGAGAAGAGUCCUCAGACAGAUCUGUGUGGUGGAUCAGGUCUGACUGUGUUGAGUCUGGAUCUGUUCUGAGGGAGUGUGCUGCAUCAGAUUACUCUAACUACUUCCUUCAUCUCACCUGCUCAGACUCUGUCAGGCUGGUGAAUGGGACCAGUCUGUGCUCAGGCAGACUGGAGGUGAAGACUAACCAGUCUAUCCAGCGCUGGUCUUCAGUGUGUGAAGAUGACUUUGACCAGCAGGAUGCAGAGGUGGUCUGUAGGGAGCUUGGCUGUGGGGCUCCUUCAGUCCUCCAGGGGGCGCUCUAUGGAGAAGUGGAGACUCCAAUGAGGACCAAAGAGUUCCAGUGUGGAGGUCAUGAGUCUGCUCUCCUGGACUGUAGAAGCUCAGGCUCAGAUAGAAACACCUGCUCACCUGGAAAAGCUGUUGGACUCACCUGCUCAGGUAGGAGAGGAGCUGCAGCUCUGAUUUGGUUCAUUUCUGUUCUAAUGAAACUCACUUUGUUCUUUUGCUGA
Molecule: messenger RNA, 1359 nt
Organism: Sander lucioperca (pikeperch)
Lineage: Eukaryota; Metazoa; Chordata; Actinopteri; Perciformes; Percidae
Product: CD5 antigen-like
Exons: 6
Coding region: 1-1359 (452 amino acids)
Cellular component (GO): membrane
Source: RefSeq, a predicted model, not a curated record